GGCGAGCUGCCGCGGAGCUCUGAGUCCUAGCGCCUGGCUGCGUGCGCUGAGGCGAGCCGCACAGACCCUCGCCGCAGCUUUCUGUUCAGAUCUGCUUGUCUUUCCUACCAGACGACAGAGAAAGGAGUCUGGGAAAUCUGUUUUCACAGUUUUGCACUGCAUCUUGUUGACAAGGAUUAAUUUAUUUUUGGAAAUCAAGUGCAAUAUUAAAAGGAAAACAAACCACAUUAUAUUAUUGGAAGCCAUUUCUAAUUAUAUUACUUUUUAAAAUUUAUGAUUUGAUUUGAAUACUAUCAUGGGAGGAGCUGUGAGUGCUGGGGAAGAUACUGAUGACUCAAUUGAUAACUUAAAAGAAGCUCAGUAUAUCCGCACUGAAAAAGUGGAGCAAGCCUUCACAGCUAUUGAUCGUGGAUAUUACUAUUUGGAAGACUACCGAGACAAUGCUUACAAAGACAGCCUGGAAGCAUGGGAACAUACACCUGGUCAGCACUGUACAUUUACUCUGAAGUUAUGGAAGCAUUGAAACUUCAACCAGGAUUGUCUUUUCUUAACCUGGGAAGUGGAACCGGAUAAUUAAGUACAAUGGUGGGCUUAAUUUUAGGUCGUUUUGGAAUAAAUCAUGGGAUUGAGCUUCAUUCAGAUGUGGUGAAAUAUGCUAAGGAAAAACUGGAGAGCUUCAUCAAAAAUAGUGAUAGCUUUGGUAAAUUUGAUUUCUGUGAACCUGCAUUUGUGGUUGGUAAUUGCCUCCAGAUAGCAUCGGACAGUCAUCAGUAUGAUCGAAUUUAUUGUGGAGCUGAAGUCCAGAAAGACCAUGAAAACUACAUGAAAAUCUUGCUGAAAGUUGGAGGCAUUCUAGUCAUGCCUAUAGAAGAUCAGUUAACACAAAUUAUGCGAACUGGACAAAACACUUGGGGAAGUAAGAAUAUCCUUGCUGUUUCAUUUGCUCCACUUGUGCAGCCAAGUAAGAAUGAUAAUGGCAGACCAGAUUCAGUGGGACUCCCCCUCCCCCGCCGGCCUUGUGCUGUCAGGAAUCUACAGGACUUGGCUCGCAUUUACAUUCGACGCACACUUAGAAAUUUCAUAAAUGAUGAGAUGCAGGCCAAGGGGAUUCCUCAGAGGGCUCCACCCAAAAGGAAAAGAAAGCGAGUUAAGCAGAGAAUUAACCCCUACAUAUUUGUGGGUAAUCAGCUUAUUCCUCAGCCUCUAGACAGUGAAGAGGAUGAAAAAAUGAAAGAGGAAAACAAAGAAGAGGAGAAAGGCCAUAGUGAAGCCGUGAAAGCAGAGGAGCCCCCUCAGAAUUUACUGAGAGAAAAAAUCAUGAAGCUCUCUCUGCCUGAAUCUUUAAAAGCUUACUUGACGUAUUUUAGAGAAAAAUAACUUACAUCAAGAAAGAAUGCCUACUGAUAAUUCCUUU
This is a messenger RNA of Manis javanica (Malayan pangolin), 1414 nucleotides long. Lineage: Eukaryota; Metazoa; Chordata; Mammalia; Pholidota; Manidae. The record is from RefSeq and is a predicted model, not a curated record.